This is a messenger RNA of Eriocheir sinensis (Chinese mitten crab), 5161 nucleotides long. RefSeq lists its product as uncharacterized. Gene Ontology annotation, biological process: response to endoplasmic reticulum stress. Bases 645 to 3695 code for a protein of 1016 amino acids. Gene Ontology annotation, molecular function: oxidoreductase activity; zinc ion binding; protein phosphatase regulator activity. Gene Ontology annotation, cellular component: protein phosphatase type 1 complex; endoplasmic reticulum. The record is from RefSeq and is a predicted model, not a curated record. The transcript has 3 exons. Lineage: Eukaryota; Metazoa; Arthropoda; Malacostraca; Decapoda; Varunidae.
GCACUACUUCGCGUCCCUCCGCGGCCAUUGUUUACAAGGCUCACACACGAACAGGACGAGACGAAAGAGACACCAUUAAUUGCGACACUUCCAAGCCAUCAAUAACCCCAGCGCCAUCACAGGACAGAGAAAAGGACUAAUUACGCAAGUGAAGAGUGAUACUAGCCAGAAAUAAGUGAGCCAUAAGCCAUCGUUACUCACCACCUGAGGGAGCCUAUAGGCCUGUCGUCUGCCUGUGGUCAGCACGUGAGCCCAGCACGUCACGUCAGGAGGGACGCAGCGCUACGAAAGGAAGAGAUAAGAUGGUGAGUCCAGUCAGCAGCCAGCGUCGGCAAGGUCAGCAGUGAGCCUCAGUGCCGAGAAAGCCAGUGAAAACACAUGAAUACUACGUGUGGAGCCAUGGAAACCUCUGCUAUGCCUCCUGCCAGUGUGUCAAGGUCAUGUUUCGUAUGUGCCACGCCCAUGUAUCCAACCUCACCAACCUUGGACAUUAAGGAUAAGUUUUGUGAGACCAUCGGCGGGCACGUGGACACAUCCCCUUGGGGUCACAUUAAGGACACUGUGACACAUCCUUUUGCACUCUUUAACUCCAAUUGGUGAGGUCAAGAGAGGUCAAACAAGGUAUUGAGGUCAUUCCAGCCACCAUGACCACUCUCGGUUUCAAGUCAAGAGCGCCGCCAGGUCAAGGUCACGAAAGGAUGGGUCACGAGGUCAAGUUUGGGGUCAAGGUCACCCCCCAGGUCAAGUUGAGCUUCCCCCCGGGGCGCCCACCAACCCUGGACCCGGCCCCCACCCCUGCCAAGCCCCAGGGUCAUAGAAGCUCUUGGCCAGGUCAAAUGUGGAAUCACCUGACCAACAUAUUCGCCGUGCACCCUACCGUGAACUGGGUCAACCCGCAGCUGGUGAGGGAGUGCCCCCCACCCCCCCUGGCACACUACACCAGCCCCCCACCCCACCAGUACAUGCCGCCCCCUGCCCUGACCCAUGGUGGGGGGCUGUGGCACGCCGCCCCCCCCGGCAACCAGCAGCAGCAGCAGAUGAUGGACCCACUACUGAUGCUGCAGGGAAGGGAUACAGGAGGUGGAUAUCUCAGCGCUAAGAUAAGUACGAACGAGUACUAUCCAAGCACUAAGAUGGGGACGGAAUGUGUCUACCUGAGCUCCAAGAUGGGUACAAGUAACUGCUUCCCUGGUACUAAGUUGGGCACUAAUGGGUACUAUCCAAGCGCUGUUUACCCGAGCGCCAAAACGGAUACAAACAGUGUCUACCCUAGUACUAAGAUGGGUACGAACGGGUACUAUCCAAGCACUAAGAUGGAGGCAGACUGUGUUUACCCGAGCGCUGAGAUGGGUAUUAACAGCUAUGUUCUUGUGCCCAGGACCAUGCCCGAGAGCUACCCUGGCACCACCACCACCACCACCUCCAGCAAGCCCCUCAACCCCUACGCACAAGAAUGGGUCCCGCCAGGCUACUACACCACCACUCCGGCAACUCCAGUGGUGUUGAAGGCGCCUCACCAUCAGGACACAACACCAAUCAUCCCGUACUCACCACAAGACUUCCAGAAUGACGUGAUUGAAGAUACCCUAAGUGCCCAUGCCUUUGUCAACACCAAGGCACUAGAUACCCAAAAUGUGACCCAGGUUGACCCUACAAGUGCCACCAGUCCUCAGGAAAGUCCAGGGCAGUUCACGGAGUCCGAGAGUCCUAUAGGAUAUCAGGAGGAGAGGGAGGCUGAGGAAGGUCCGAUUUUAGGUCCAGAAGUCCGAGAAAUUGCAGAGGAAGGAGCGAGAGAGGGAGAAUUAGCCAGUCCAGGGCAAGAGAAUGUGUGUUUUGGGGUCCCAGCAAGUCCGGACUGUAUCAAAAUCGCGAAACCAGACUUUCCCAAGUCCGGUCCAUCAUCUAACACAAGCUCGCAAAGUCCAGAGGAAGUGCGAUUAUGUUUUAAGGUCCCAGCAAGUCCAGACUGUAUCAAGAUCAUGACAACAGAGCUUACCCAGUCCGGUUCAAGUUCAAACACAAGCUCGCGAAGUCCAGAGGAAGUACGAGUGUGUUUUAAGGUCCCAGCAAGUCCGGACUGUAUCAAAAUCGCAAAACCAGACCUUGCCAAGUUUGGUCUAAUGUCUAACACAAGCUCGCAAAGUCCAGAGAGAGUGCGAAUGUGUGUUAGGCUGCCAUCAGAGCGAACCCAGAAUGCCAAGGGAGUGCCAGGUGAUGCUAAACAAGGCUACGACAGUGCCACAAGGAGCUACAUUACCAAGAGAGUGCCGAACAGUGCAAAUGAAGUCCUGGUCAGUGCCACAAGUUCCCAGAGUGCCAGGAAAGUGCCGUGCAGUGCCACACAAAACCAGAGAGUGCUAGACAGUGAAAAGAGACCCUCAAGCAGUGCCGAGCAUGUGCCGGACAGUGCCAGUGGAAGCCUGAGUGCCGCUGUGAGCUAUGCCAGAGUGGUUGAGAGGGCCACGCCGUCACCACCGCCGCCACACUCAACCGAAGACGACAAGUAUAAGGGAGUUGAACAGCCAAUCCCCAAGAUAUUUCAGAGGGAUAGGACGCCCCCCAGGGAAGUGCCGGCUCCUAUUGUUGGCACUUGUAGGAUGCCAGAGCUCUUCCGACGCCCCACCAAGGAUCAAAGGACGCGCUCAAGAAGAUUCCUGCAGGAGUUGAAGGAGUCGAGUGGUGGUGGUGAAAAUGGUGGUGAUGGAGGUGGUGGUGUUGACUGGUGUUCCUCCUCCCUCUCUUCCUCUUCUUCCUCCUCCUCCUCCUCCCCUUCCUCUGUCUCCUCCUCCUCUUCUUCCUUCUGCGAUCUUCCUCAGGUAUCCAAUUCUUCAUGCAUUCCUUCUUCCUCUUCCUCCUCUUCUCAACCUCUUCCUCCUUCCUCCUCCUCCUCCUUCCCCUCCUCUUCCCCAGUGCCUAUAUCACCCCUCUACCCCCCUCGCCCCCCAAGGUCAACCCCACCAAUGACCCCAAACAGUCCAGGUCGCGAGAGGUCAGAGAGCGAGUCCAGUGCUGCGAGUCUCGAUAUCGACUUUGCUGAUGAUGUUGACUGUGCCGUGGUUGCCACAGUGAGUGCCGUUCCAAGUGCCACUGCCAAAAAGCCGAUCAAUAGGUUUCUGGCAUGUAUUUUAGGGUCAGGAGAGAGUGAUUCAGAGGAGGAGGAGGAGGAGGAGGAGGAUGACUGGGAUGAAGUGUGUGUGACGGACAGUGCCGGGGUGAGUGCCAAUGGACUGCCAGACCUCGACGACUCAUGGGAGACAUUCGGACUGGAAAUGAUCGUGUUGCAGUGCCGGAAGGACCCAGCGAAGGAGGAGUGCCGGAGCAAACCGGGUCCAGAAGUGCCGGAAAUUGAGUGCCAGGCCGCAAAAACUGACGACCAAACCGACAGCUCCAACCUCUCGGAAAUCAAUGCGAGAUGGGAACGUGAGGUCAGUGAGGGAGUGCCAGUCAAGAGUGCCGCCCGGGUGAGGUUUGGCGGCACUACAGUCCACCCUAUGGUCGUGUGGAGUCAUGCGUAUCGGAAGGCUCGCAGCGGCCCCUGGGAACAACAGGCACGUGAUAGGGCCAGAUUCAGACAGCGGAUUGGCACUGUGGAAGCGGAGCUGGCACCGAUCUUAGAGGCUAGUCAUCGAACAGCUGUGUAUGAGAGACUAUUUGGCACUACUACUACUACUACUACACCUACUGCUGGUUCUUGAUGCUUGUAAUAGUAGAUAAGUAGAUGAGAGAGAGAGGGGGGGGGGGGGGGACUACUUUGUGUGUGAAAAGAAAGGAAAGGAAGGAAAAGAAAGAGAGAGGCCAGUACUUUGUGUGUGAAAAGGAAGGGAAAGGAAAGGAGAGGAAGAAAAAGAGAGAGAGAGAGAGAGAGAGAGAGAGAGAGAGGCCAGUACUUUGUGUGUGAAAAGGAAGGGAAAGGAAAGGAAAAGAGAGGAAGAAAAAGAAAGAAAUAUUGCAAGGCUGUUAUUUUGAAGCCAUAUGACUGUGUGUGUGUAUGUAUGUAUGUAUAUGUAUUGCAAACCCAUUCUACUGGUAUACAUAAUUAGUUCAAGAAUAUAUUUACCAUCACAUAAAGCCUGACAUUUCUAUAAUUAUUCUUUCAUAUAUAUAUAUAUAUAUAUAUAUACACACACAAGUUCUUACCAUGUAUAUGUAUGUAUGUGUGUAUAUGAAUGUACAUUUCUAUACGUAUAUAUAUAUAUUUCAUACACAUUUUUAAUAUAUAUAUCUGUACAGGGUAGUGUGUAUUAAUGAUGUAUAGUGUGAAAUGUGUAUUUUUGGUGACAGAGUGAAUUUGUGGGCUCUGAUGUUAUGAAAUUAUUAUUAUUAUUAUUACAAACUUAUUUUUUGAGGUAUAUAUAUAUAUGUGUGUGUGUAUAACUACUACUACUAUAUCUACCACUACUACUAUAUCUACUACUACUACUACUAUAUCUACUACUACUACUACUACUACUAUAUCUACUACUACUACUAUAUCUACUACUACUACUUCUAUAUCUACCGCUAUAUCUACUACUACUACUGCUAUAUCUACCGCAAUAUCUACUACUGUAUCUACUACUACUACUACUACUGUAUCUACUGCUAUAUCUACUACUACUACUACUAGUACUACUACUACUACCACUAUUUACUACUACUACUACUACUACUAUUUCUACUACUACUACAACUUCUACUACUACUACUACAACUUCUACUACUAUCAUUAUUAUUAUUUUUGCAUCCAAGGCAUUUCAAUUUCUUCACUUUUUCAUUUAAUAUUUCCUUUCCCUUCUCAUUUCUCUUUCUUUUCUUAACUUUCCUUAUAGCAUCUAAGAGUCGACAAUUGAACCCUGAAUGACAUAGGCCUAUAUAUAGAGACAGACAGAGAUUCUACUGUGAUAACUUAGUGAUAAUAUACAUAAAACCCAAGUCAUUUUUAUAUAAGAACGUGGAGAUCAAUUUUCCCACUGAGAUGCUAUACCCCAGAGUAAAGUUUUAUAUUAGAACAUUAAGAUCGAUAUUCCCGCUAAGAUGCUGUACCCAGGCUCAGGAACCUUAGACCAUUAUAAGAGCUAAGAAAGGAAGGAUUUUUUAAGCACUGUAAAAGCCUCUAUUGUUAAUGUUAUCUUUUGUUUUUAUUUGAUUGUUAUGGGAUGAAAAAAUAAAUUGGCGAAAUUGA